Gaeumannomyces tritici R3-111a-1 is the source of this 1280-nucleotide messenger RNA. RefSeq lists its product as hypothetical. The record is from RefSeq and is a predicted model, not a curated record. Bases 1 to 1269 code for a protein of 422 amino acids. NCBI's taxonomy places the organism in Eukaryota, Fungi, Ascomycota, Sordariomycetes, Magnaporthales, Magnaporthaceae. The transcript has 4 exons.
AUGAUGUACCUUCAAGACCCUUGGCCCAAGCUGCCAGACGGCACCAACUUCGAUGGGAAGCAACUCUUCAGCCUAGUCCGCAGUGGCAAGAGCCCCUUUGAUGGAGCCUGGGAUGUCAACCUACUCAUUCGAGAGAUUGAGGAGAGUCUCGGCGCCGAGAUGACUGACAUUCCGUUCGUCUACAAUGGCUCCAACAAUUACGGUUUCCACAUCAGGCUCCGGGAUCGACCGGACAUCGUGGCGCGUUUAGCACGCGGCGAUGUCAACAUGCCUAACUAUGACGGCUUUCCAAUUGAUAUGCAAAUUUCCGAGGUCAAAUUCGAAGCGGCAGUGUACGAACUUUUACGCUCAGAGCCCAAUGUUUUAGCCUCCCGCCUGCUCUACCACCGUAUUCCACUGCAGCGCGAUGACCCUAGACUGGACCGCCCCAAGGAUAUCAUGGGCCGCCGGCUGUUAGUGUUUGAGAGAGCAGCAGGAGAGAACAAUAUAUGGCGCGAUCUCUGCCCAGAACAGAGAGCCUGCCUUCUUACCCAAUGCGCUCGUAUUCGCGCAUCACUUUUCAACUUCCAGCUCCCGCUCAACUUCGCCGCUGCGUGGCUUCGAGAACGCCUCUUCGAACAGAAGCCCGCAUCGCUCCCUGUUCCCGUUGCGCCCACGCGCGAGUUCUGUGUUGCUCUCUUCACGGCCAAGAUCGAAGCGACAAUCAGAAACAUAGGUGACAUGAUCGGCUGGGAGGACGACAACAAUACUGUUGGCCCCGUCGCUGCAGCGGCCAAACAGUCACUCUUACGCCUCAUCCCAUAUAUCAUGCCUGCAGACAGCAGCGAAGCCUCUCUAUAUCGUCUCGUUCUCGACCACGGCGAUUUUGGUAUCCACAACAUGUCGAUUACAGUGGAUGCACACGGUAGCCCCCGUGUGACGUCCCUGUACGACUGGGAGACUGGGUGCAUUCUGCCCGCUAUCUUGUCCAAUCCGCUGAUGGCAGUGGCUGUCGACCUUGUGACUGACGAGAAUGCCGCCCCUUCAAUAACGCGAGUGCCCAGCGACGCAGCUCCAAGCGAUCGCGUGCAGUACAUGGAAUGGACGAGGCAUUAUUUUCAGGCGCUCUUCAAUCAAGCGCCCAACUACGAACGUGCAAUCCAGGCAGGGAAAGACGCACGCCACCUAUGGUUUGCGUUGCGAGAGUGGCGGGGUGAAGAUCCGGAAGGAUACUUUGGUAGUCUGGGGAACUGGGCCGAAAUGAGGAUGAGGGAGCUUGGCGCCAUGUAGGAAACAUCUCA